ACCUAGUUGAGUUUGAGAACUUCCGACAUUUCUGUUUUUAUUAUUUUUUGUAUUCGUAAAAAAAUAUAUAAAUUUUAACAACAUGGGAAUUAAAGAAGCUGUAAUUUAUUUAGAUAAUCAAUGGAAUGCUUAUUAUGCCGGUCAAACAGUAAAUGGGAGAAUUGAAUACGUUUUUGAUAGCCCUAAAAAAGUUAGAGGUAUUCAUGUCAAGUUCAAAGGAGAGGCACACACAGAAUGGAGUGAAAGUAAACAAGAAGAAGACUCAGAAGGAAAAACUCAAUCCACAGACACUCUUCAUACUGGAAAUGAAGAAUAUUUCCAAAUAUCCUAUUAUCUUCUUGGCAGCAGUACAGGAAACGAAAUUGAAAUUCCUGCUGGUAAGCAAGUGUAUAAUUUUACCUGUGCGCUGCCUCCAGUAUUACCAUCUUCUUUUGAGGGUGAGCAUGGCUUUGUGCGCUACACUGUUAAAGUCACCCUUGACAGGCCGUGGAAAUUUGAUCAAGAGACUAAAAUGGCAUUUACAGUCAUUAAUGCUUUGGAUUUAAACCUCAAUCCUUCAUAUAAAGAACCAAUACAUUUCCAAAUGGAAAAAACAUUUUGUUGUUUCUGCUGUGCGUCACCUCCAUUAUCGGUAGAUGUUCGAGCCCCAGUGACUGGAUAUUGCCCUGGCCAAGUCAUUCCUUUAACUAUUGACAUAGAAAACAAGAGUAAUGUUCAAUUGCAUCUUGUCAAGAUAUUUUUGAGAAAGGUGGUGACAUACAGAGCAACUUCACCAACAACUGCUGUGAAGAAGUCAAAGGACAUUGUUCUUACGAUACAAGAAGGACCUGCUCCAGCUGGAACCACUAAGCAUUGGAACUUGAACAUGGAAAUACCCCCAAUACCACCCUCAAACCUUGUCAAUUGCAGUAUUAUUGAUCUGGAUUACGAUUUAAAGGUGGAAUGUGUAGUAUCGGGAAUGCAUCUCAACUUCAAAGACAAGAAGUACAUAACGAUUGGCACGGUGCCGCUGAUGGGCGGGCCGGGAGCGGCUCCAUCAGCUCCCUCUCAGCCUAGUGUUGAUGCAGCAAACCAGCCAGCCGUUCUACCUGUGUCUCCGGGCGAGCCUGCUCAGCCAUCUGCACCAGCUGGUGGCGAAGCUCCAGGAGGAUGGGUGGUUCCAGGGUCGUCACCAACUCAGCCACCUUUCCAGUCGCUGUACCCUACUCUCACUGAACCAGUGUACCAGGAAUCUCCAUACGGCCGCACUAUUAAGGAUCGCGAUGAAAGUCAGCACAUGGCCAUUAAUGGUCCUGCAAAAUUCGCUCCUUACUAUCCUACUUACGCGGCUGUCCAACCCCCGCCUUUACCACAAUAAAAUAAUUUAACAAGCUUUUGUGAUGUGUGCUAUUAUAUAGUAGUUAGACAGUAUCCAUUUGUAUCGAAUUUCGAAACUGCUUUAAUGACGAAUAUUGUAACAUAUUUACAUUUUAUUGCAUUAUAACAGUUACUGAAUAUUUCUUUUUUACCAUAAGGUUUUACUUUGUGUAUCGUUAUGUAAUAAGUGUAAACGGAAACGUGCUAAUUAAUUAGCCUCGAAUAUUUUGAUAGAUUAUUUUUGCUUCGUAUUUCUUGCGUCUUUUUAGUUCCGAAGUUAUACUAUACAAUCUCCCAAAUGUCUCAUUUAUAUAUUCCGCCCGCGGCUGCGCCCGCUUUGUCUAAAACCUAAUAAAUUAUAGAGGUACUAAUACCUCCCUCUUGAAUCACUCUAUCUAAUAAAAAAAACCGCAUCAAAAUCGGUUGCGUAUUUUCAAAGGUUUAUGCAUACAAAGGGACAGGGUAAGCGACUUUGUUUUAUACUAUGUAGUGAUAAAUGUAAUCAGAAAAACCCGCUGUAUAAAUUAAUACUAUGAUGCUGUAGUGAAAUGAAAUUGUACGAAUACUGUCUAUUUACGAUAAAUUUAUGACUAAUUUUAUUUGUGAUUUCAUGAGAUCUUAGAAAUUCUGGAUUGUACUCAAUUACAAUUCAGUAAUUGUAUCUUUAAGGAUUGUUAAAAGACAUGCCCGUCCUAAUAUUAUUAUUUAUUGUAAAUUUACAGAAAAAAGAUUGAGAGUUUGCGUAUUUCUUUAUCACAUUCUUUUUUAAAAUAUAUUGUAUGAAUCUCCGUAACUUCCAAUGAAGACUACUCAUUGCUCAAGCGGUAUUUUAUCAUUAUUGGGGCAGAAUUUAAUUUUGAUAUUGUCAAAUCUUGGUUAAAAUAAAAAGCAUAACUUAUUGUGCAAAAAGUAAACGCUAGCUUAGUAUUAUCAGGCAGCUUUAGCUAGCAUAAAAUUAUCUUAUAGUAAUAAUUGUGCAUCAUACAUAAUUAUAUUUUGUCUACCAAGAACGCACAAUUAUUUAAUGAUAUUUAAGUUUUAAAAAAAUUAUUUUGAAAUGUCCUAAUUGGAAUGCUCUGGUUUUUUAAAAGAUUGCUUAUUAAUAUUAAAAGUAUUAUAGAACGUAUUAUGGGCUGAUGAGAUGAUAUGAUAUCCCAUACACUCCUUUGUUGAUAAUUUGAUAGAUGAUCAUAUAAAACCAGUUAUAGCUUUGAUCACUUUAUUCUGUUGUAUACUAUAAAAUUUACUAAUGAUGAUGAUGUUUAUUUGAUAGUUGAUAUGAUAUUAAUUGAUAGAUUUUAUUUAAACGAGAGUUUUCUAUUGGAAAUUCGAUCAAGCUGAUAUUAGUGAAUUAUAAAAUAUUUGGAAACCAUACGUCAUUUUGUACCAAAAAAAUAUUUUAUAAAAUCUGAAUAAAAUCAAUAAAAAUUAUAAGUUUGAAAGGAUUAACGUGCACUCUUUUUUAAUUAUAGUCGUGAUGUUCGGAGCUCAGACUAAGUACGGACCUAGUAUUCACCCAAGCAUUUAUAUGCCAUUUACUUGUUAUAUUUGAACAGAGUUAUAAUAUAGACUAUAGAAACUAUAAACUGGGAGUAAUAAUGUUUGAAUUGUAUUUUCCUGAGGCAAUACUGCUAUAAAGUCAAAAUAAGCAUAUUUUUGAAGUGAACGUUAAGAUUUUUUAAAUGUUCUGACCAUAUACCUACUUACACAUUAAUGGCUUGUUAAGAAGAAGCUUUUGACUCAUGUACUUGUAAGAAUAAUUAUUUAUAUUGUCCUUUUACUUUAUAUAACUUAUACAUAUUUUAACAUUGUUUUAUUAAAUGUAUCCAUAUUAUAA
This is a messenger RNA of Colias croceus (clouded yellow), 3193 nucleotides long. RefSeq names its product arrestin domain-containing protein 17. Gene Ontology annotation, biological process: protein transport. The record is from RefSeq and is a predicted model, not a curated record. NCBI's taxonomy places the organism in Eukaryota, Metazoa, Arthropoda, Insecta, Lepidoptera, Pieridae. The transcript is spliced from 8 exons. Gene Ontology annotation, cellular component: cytoplasm. Bases 83 to 1357 code for a protein of 424 amino acids.